AUGUUGAUUCUUGCUUUUGAAAUUAUCAUAUGUGCUUUCUUAAUUAUUGGUUUGAUAGUAGUAUUGAUGUUUUGUUACAAUGUGCCGUCAAAGAAGUCCAACGAUGAAAAACAUGAAAAGAUUGAUUUUUUACCAAUCACGGCUAAUGAAACAUUGUUAGUACAAAGUACAUUGAUGGCGUAUUAUGAACAACAACGAAAUGAAUUGAUAGAGCGACAGAAAGUGAUUAAAGAUCAAUCUAUUAUGGAUAUUACCAAUAUGAAAAUAAAUGAUUCAUGUUAUUCAUCGAUACCUUCACCAUCUGACACUCCUCAUUCAGUUUAUGAAUGCAGCGGUUUUGCUUCUAUGGAUAACCUCGAAGUACCAAAUCCGCUAUUUUCAACUGACAUGUCCAAUGAUCUUGAACGGCAAUCAACAGCAUCAUUCGUAACAGCUAAAUAG
This is a messenger RNA of Adineta ricciae, 441 nucleotides long. The record is from the annotation of a GenBank genome assembly. Lineage: Eukaryota; Metazoa; Rotifera; Eurotatoria; Adinetida; Adinetidae.